This is a messenger RNA of Cyprinodon variegatus (sheepshead minnow), 1486 nucleotides long. RefSeq names its product prostaglandin E2 receptor EP4 subtype-like (gene ptger4c). Gene Ontology annotation, molecular function: prostaglandin E receptor activity. The transcript has 2 exons. The record is from RefSeq and is a predicted model, not a curated record. The coding region runs from base 1 to 1446 and encodes 481 amino acids. Gene Ontology annotation, cellular component: plasma membrane. Gene Ontology annotation, biological process: inflammatory response; adenylate cyclase-activating G protein-coupled receptor signaling pathway; cellular response to prostaglandin E stimulus. NCBI's taxonomy places the organism in Eukaryota, Metazoa, Chordata, Actinopteri, Cyprinodontiformes, Cyprinodontidae.
AUGAUCAACGAGACCGCUGCGUUUGGAGACCUGGACCCAAAUGUUUCUGAACCGCUGCUGUCUCACCUUCUUCCCAGCCAUAACCGGACAACCUUCCCCGCGCUGCGACUAGAGUCCAAGUCUCUGGUCACUUCAGCCACGAUGUUCGCCGUGGGAGUCCUGGGGAACCUCGUCGCCAUCGUGGUGCUGUGCGUCUCCAAGAAGGAGCAGAAGGAAACCACCUUCUACACGCUGGUGUGCGGGAUGGCCAUCACUGACCUGCUGGGGACGUGCUUCACCAGCCCGGUGGUCAUCGCCACCUACGUGGCCAGCAGGUGGCCCGGAGGAGCGCUGCUUUGCCACUUCUUCUCCUUCUCUAUGCUGUUCUUCGGCGCGGCGGGCAUGUCCAUCCUCUGCGCCAUGGCGGUGGAGCGGUACCUGGCCAUCAACCAUGCGUAUUUCUACUCCAUGCACAUAGACCGGACCAUGGCGCGCUUUGCGCUCCUGGUCAUCUACCUGGCUAACAUAGUGCUGUGCAUCAUGCCGAGCUUUGGCUUCGGUCAGCACGUCCGGCACUUCCCCGGCACUUGGUGUUUCCUGGACUGGAGGUCGGUGGAUCCAGUUGGAGCUUGUUACUCCUUCCUGUACGGAGGCGUCAUGUUGCUGCUGAUUGCCGUCACCGUCCUCUGCAACCUGGCGGUGUGCAGGGUCCUGGUGGGGAUGAACCAGAGGACCGGGAUCGUGCGGACGGAGCUGUGUGAGCACAGCGGCUCGCGGCGUUGCUUCCCGCGGCUGCCGUCCGUCACCUCCGCCGCGGAGAUCCAGAUGUUCUGGCUGCUGGUCUUCAUGACCAUCGUGUUCCUGGUCUGCUCUAUUCCUCUGGUGGUGCGAAUCUUUGUGAACCAGCUCUAUGACCCCUCCUAUGUGUCUGCUGGGGGAAGACCCGACUACCGCAGCGACAUGUUGGCCAUCCGCUUCGCCUCGUUCAACCCCAUCCUGGACCCCUGGGUCUACAUUUUAUGCAGAAAGAACCUGCUGCUGAAAGGCUGUGGAAGGCUAAAGAACGCGAUCACCAGGGUCAAGGACGGCCGUGGGGGGGAGAAGAGCUGGGUGGGGGGUCAAACCUCCCCUCCCUCCAUUCACAGCAACGACACCAGUUAUGCGUCAUUACGCACAGCCAGCUUCAGGACCGGCACAGGACACCAGAUGUCCACCAAGAACACCUCUUUCACAGACUUCGCGAUCCGGCAGGCGUGGGAGUACGAUACGGCACGUGUCAACUUCCACCCGUUCAGUGUGGAAUCCACCGCGUUCGGCGGCGAGGAAGACGCGGCGACGCGCUCUGGAAGGGAAGCCGUGGAGGAAGCUUCUCCUGGGCGUGGAGGCGUGGUGAUCAUCCGGAGAGGAGACAUCGUUACCUGCACCUUCAGCACCCCGAGCUCCAGUCAGUCAGCUAAAUGCUUCUGAAGCACUCAGGUCGGGUUCCUGGACCCACGCGGGGAGAUUU